This is a messenger RNA of Chrysemys picta bellii (western painted turtle), 3316 nucleotides long. RefSeq names its product family with sequence similarity 167 member B (gene FAM167B). The record is from RefSeq and is a predicted model, not a curated record. NCBI's taxonomy places the organism in Eukaryota, Metazoa, Chordata, Testudines, Emydidae.
AGCAGCCCUGAAUCUCAAGUGACCUUUCAGCCUCCCUUGAUCUCGGAGCUGGGUGGAGAAGCAGUUUUAUUUCUGUCCCGAUAAUAGACCGGGAAGGGAAGGCGCGUCGUGGGAUAAAUUACUUUUCGCUCCUACAGUCCUUUAUGUCCCCAUUGAAACUUCCUUUCAAAGAACAGGGUGUCUCCUCCCAGCUGGAGACAAUAAUCUAUUUUUUUUUUUAAAAAACACCUCCCCAGGCCUCCAGGCAAUUAAAGUUCCUGCUCGUUUAUAAUCAUCCCCGAGUUCCAAGGCUUUAUUGUUCAUUCCAGAAAUAAAUACCGGUAGUUCUCCUGCUCACACGCACACACGCAGAGCGAGCCAGCUCUGCCACAGGCAAACGCUCCUCUCUCUUGCACCUGGCAAGCACAACCAUGUCCUUCAGCCACCUGAAGUUCAAGGAGCUCGGGGAAGAGGAGUCGAACUCAGACAAGGAGAACCUGGACAGCGUGAAGGCCCUGACGGCCAAGCUGAAGCUGCAGACUAGGAGGCCUUCCUACUUGGAAUGGAAGGCCCGCGUGCAGAGCCAGUCCUGGAGGAACGGGGUCACGGAGGGAGCCAUCAGCUCGCUGAAUGAAGAGCAGGGCGGAGAGGUGUUUCUGGAGGCGACUCAAGCCGACGUGCCGUCCAGGAGCAUCUGUGGGUUUGCCACCAUGGACGAUGCCCUGGAGUGGCUCAGAAAGGAGCUGCAGGAGAUGCAGGCUGUGGAUCACCAGCUGGCGCGGCAGCUGAUGCGGCUGCGGGGGCAGAUUCACCAGCUGAAGGUGGAGCAGGUGUGCCACCAGCACAAGGAGAUGCUGGACAAUGCCACCUUUGGCCUGGAGGGCUGUGAGGAGGACACAGACCUGCUCUGCAACAUUCCGCCCAAGGCCGCCUUCUUGCUCUCCACGCCACUCAAGCACAUUGGCGUCACGCGCAUGAACAUCAACUCCCGGCGCUUCUCCCUCUGCUGAGGGCCCUGGCCUCCUGCCCAGGGCUGUUUGGGCAGGGCACCUCUUCACGGCAGGGAGCAUUAGCAGGGACCCCUCGCCGCGCCCCAAACUUGGCCCAUGUGCAUGCGCAUACCUAGAAGCUCAGGCUGAAGGCUCAGGUCCUGAGCUGGUGGGUCGGGUUAUAUACAGGCCAGCGUAGUGUUCAGCCCAGUUACAGUGGCCGAGGGAAGUGGUGAGUGUACAGCGUAUUCCCCCCUCCCUGAUGAUUGGUGUUGCAGGUCUGUGGGCUAGCAGGGCUGCCACCUCCCAUCUGAUGCCGCAGCCUGCCACCUGACCCUCUCCUGCCAUUCACAGCCGCCUCUGGUGAGUCCCUGCAGCGUCCCGCGCUGGAUACCGCAGCCAGCUAGAAACCAAACCUGACCGAACCGAGGCUGGGCUAACGCGCUGCAUGGAUUGCCUGGCACCAGAGGUGCAGAGACCUGCCAAGUCUGCAGUGCUGAGUCCCCCAGGCCCAGGUGGAGCUCAGCGCGGCCCCUUGAGGAACCGGAGCCUGUGACUGGUUUCAGUCCCCGCAGCAGCCAUGCUACCCCUUCUGGGCCUGCCUUGCAAAGACAGGUGGGUGGGGUCCGUGGAGCCCACAUACCCCACCCCUCCAACGCCAGUAGCAUAUCUCUGGCCAGGGGCCAGUCCCUCCUCAGCCAGCUCUGUCCUAGCUUAGGAAGCAGCGUCUGUAACGCACAGCGCUAUGCACGUACGUUAACCCCGGAGUCACACUUCCCUAACGCUGCGGGGCCAGAGGUGCACAGGCUGCAGUGGCAGGUGCUGGCAGAGAGGGGGCAGGGUUUGGUGAGCAGCUCGGUGAGUUCUCCGCAGCCUGUGAGCCUCAUGGCUCAGCUGGGUGGGGGAGAGGGGGCGGUCUAAGGCAUCUGUGAUGCACGUCACGCUGCUGGGUCCCAUUCGCUGCUGCAGAAAACCCAAGAAAAAGUUUCCGUGCAGAAAUAAAAGACGGCGUCUGCAAAGGUGUCCUUGUUUCCUUCUGUCUCUCACACACAGUUCGGCCUGGCUCUAUCCCCAGACACAUGUCUGAUCAGGGACACGCACACAGUCAGUUCCCUUCGACCUGCAGACGCAUAUAUGAUCUGGGACACUGACAAACGGGGCCUCCUCGCUCAGACCCACCCACCCACCCACAGACAGAAACACACAGGCCAGGUGGAAACACACAAUGAGGGAGAACUGCCUUGACUCAGCCUCUGACCAGCCGUCUCUUCCGAUUCGGGCUGCUCGGUCUAUCCAUCCUUGACCAUGCUGGCAAGUGGUUUUGCGCUCUUGCCUGUCCCCAUUCAACGGCGCUGUUUUGGGCAGCCUUCUAACGAGCGGUGAGAACAUUGGGUUUGUCGCUCUCACUUCCGCUGGGUGUUGUUGUUUCCACUCGGUUUAGCUGAGGCCUCAGAUGAGACAGGCGCCCACUUCACAGUGAACCUAUGAGCAGCCCUGCCUAGCCAGGGGCCUUUUCUCCUCUAUGUGCAAAUAGGCAUGUUGGUUGUGGUCCAUGUUUCACUUCUUGCUGUCUCCUCGUGCGAUCAUCCCUGAAGACACUGGCAGUUUUCCCCUGGAACUUUUUACAGGAAUAUCUGGAAUCUCCGGGAGGGUCAUUUUCAGGGGAACAUUCGUUUUUACAAUUACAAUGGAUAAAAAAUUUGCACUCAUCCAACGAUCUCAGAGCACUUUACAAAUUCUAUUCAAACCAGCUGAGAUUGGUCAGUAUCAUUCUGCCUAUUUUAGAUAUAGGGAGAAUGAGGCACAGAGAUAGGGCAUGACUUGCUCCAAAGACACGCAGCAAACCAGUGGCAGAGCUGGGAAGAGAAUCUAGGAGCUGGUUCUCUUCUCAAACCAUUAAACUACCCCCUCUUCCCAGAGCCAGGAAUUGAAACCAGGAGUCUUGUCUCCAAGUGCCCCGCUCAAAACAUAACAGCACAUUAUCUCUGUUAGAACCAAGAGCUCGGAGUUGCACGGAAGGAUCUCAUUAAGUGAUCAUUAUACUCACAAUAUUCAACAGAAAUAAAGGAAGAUUUCCUGAACUGAAUAAUAAUGAGAGCUAGUUGACAUUUUUAAUACAAUAAGUUUUUUUUUAAUUAAAAUGUUGGGUUGUUCUUUUUAAAUCUUUUGCAAAAAAAAAUGGUUAAUGUUAGUGACAUUUUUAGUUUUAUGUGAAAGCCUAGUUUUGACAGUUUUUCUCAAAAUUGUUAUCAGUAAAUAAAAAAUGUUGAUCACCAUUUUGCUAACCUUUCCAGUAAUGUUUUCCAUUUAAAAAAAAAUCAGGACAAUUUCUGAAAAAGUGGGUCCAU